Messenger RNA from Prunus armeniaca (apricot), 1647 nucleotides. The record is from the annotation of a GenBank genome assembly. NCBI's taxonomy places the organism in Eukaryota, Viridiplantae, Streptophyta, Magnoliopsida, Rosales, Rosaceae.
AUGGAAGUAGAAAUUAUUUCCAAAGAGAAAAUUAAACCAUCUUGCCCAACACCCUCUCAUCUGAGAAUUUUUAAGCUUUCACUUCUGGACCAGCUCAUACCAGCUCCCUAUGCUCCCGUAAUCCUCUUCUAUCAUCCUCCUAUAAAUGAAAAUGACGAUGAUAAUAUUAAUAGCAGGUUACAUUUGCUAAAGACCUCUUUGGCAGAAACCUUAACUGGGAUUUACCCACUUGCUGGGGAGAUCAAAGAUGACCUGUCCAUUGACUGCAACGACCAAGGAGCUCAUUAUGUGGAAGCCCGAGUUAACUACUCUAGUCUUGAUGAAUUUCUCGGCCGACCUGACCUUUUGCUACUACUACAUCGCUUCCUCCCUUGUGAUGUAACAACUGCAGGUGCAAGUGUAACCAACAUUCAAGUCAAUGUGUUCAAAUGUGGUGGCAUCGCCAUCGGCCUAUGCAUCUCACACAAGAUCCUUGAUGGUGCUGCUUUGUGCACCUUUCUCAAAUCCUGGACUGCCAUUGCUCGUAUGCGCAGCAGCACCAGCAGCCCUGGGCCCGGCUCUUUGUUAAGAACAUCCUCCUCCUCCUCCUCAUCAUCAUCAGAUUCAAUAUUAAUAUCAUCAUCAUCAGAUUCAGAUUCAGAUUCAGAUGAUCAUCAAACAGAAGACGCAACAACAUAUGCAAGCGUAGCUUCUUCAAUAAUAGGGGGGCCCAAUUUAUUUGCUGCAACUCGUCUGUUCCCCACCAACGAUGAUUUAUGGCUUAGAGAUUCAUCAAUUCCGAUGUGGGGUUCCUUGUUCAUAAAGGACGGCAAGUCCUCAUGCGUCACAAAAAGAUUUGUAUUUGAUGCCUCAGCUAUAGCCAACCUCAAGGACAUGGCCAAAAGUUCAUCAUCAUGUGUGCAAGUACUGGAACGUGGACCCACGCGUGUUGAAGUGGUUUCGGCUUUCAUAUGGCAAUGCGCCAUGGCUGCCUCUAAACAAAAAUAUGGUUUCCAAAGGCCUUCAGUGCUGACUCACACGGUGAACUUGCGCUCAAGGAUAUUCUUAGAUGAUGCUUAUGAGGCUGCAGCAGCAUCAGAUACUGCCGCUGCUGCGGAUUUAAAUUUGGAGAAUUCUAUUGGAAACCUCCUUUGGAUAGCGGCUGCCCGAUGUCCGACGGUAAUGCUAGAUGAGGAGGAGGAGGUGGUUGUGGUGGCUAAUAAUAAUAGCUCCGCCUCCGGAUCAAGAAUAUUGCAUGGGUUAGUGAGUGAGUUGAGAAAUGCAUUGUCAAAAGUUGAUGGUGGUUUUGUUAAGAAAAUGCGAUCAGGCGAGGAGGGGAAGUCUCUCAUGUUGAAGUGUCUGAAAGAAAUAAUUAAAACAAAAGAAGAAGAAGAAGAAAAAAAAGAUUAUUAUGGGUUCAGCAGUUGGUGUAAGUUUGGGUUGUACGAAGCUGGUGAUUUUGGGUGGGGAAAGCCAAUCUGGGUCAGCAGCAUUGCUUCCACAGGUAAUUCCGUCUUCAUGAAUCUCAUCAUUUUGGUGGACACCAAGUUGGGUGAUGGAAUAGAAGCAUGGGUCACGUUGGACCAACAUCACAUGGCUCUUCUCCAAUCCAAUCCCCUACUCCAAAAAUAUGUUUCAUUCGACCCCACUCCUUUACUACUCCUUUGA